Molecule: messenger RNA, 1836 nt
Organism: Pleuronectes platessa (European plaice)
Lineage: Eukaryota; Metazoa; Chordata; Actinopteri; Pleuronectiformes; Pleuronectidae
Gene: tatdn3
Product: TatD DNase domain containing 3
Exons: 10
Coding region: 302-1225 (307 amino acids)
Molecular function (GO): hydrolase activity, acting on ester bonds
Source: RefSeq, a predicted model, not a curated record
CGUCCAGCGCGGUUUUUAAAAUGUCUUUGUAUUUGUCCACCAGCUCCGUCACUUGUUUCUUCGUCGCCACCGGGACUCGGAACUCUUCCGUCUCCAUCUUUACCGCCAACUUGUUUAUAUUCUUUGUCAAACCGGAACUACAGAUGGGACUUCCGGGUCCGACAGCUAACAGGGUCCCCCGCCCCCCCGGAGCAACACUUCCGGUUUGCUCAGCGGAAACGUCCCGUGCCGCUCUCACCUGACAAAACGUUUCUUUCUGUGUUUUCAAGUCACCUCGUUUUUUUUAUAUUUUAAUUUCUCGAUGGAACUCGGCUUCGUUGACUCUCACUGUCACAUCUCGGCCCGGGAGUUUGAGCAGGAUCUGGAGGAUGUGAUGCAGAGGAGCAGACAGGCUGGGGUAGAGACUCUGAUUGCUGUAACAGAAGAAGUCGGGGAGUUCAGCAGACUUCUCCAGCUGCAACAACGUUAUCCAGAUGUGGUGGCUCCGUGUUUCGGGGUCCAUCCUCUGCAGGGCGGCGAGGGGCCCGAGCAGCGCAGCGCCAGGCCUCAGGACCUGGAUGCUGCUCUGCCGCUGCUCUACGCAAACAGAGAACGCCUUGUUGCUGUAGGAGAGAUCGGUUUAGACUUCACACCGUGGCGAGCUCCCACUCAGCAGGACCGAGACGACCAGAUGAGCGUGUUCGUUAAACAGCUCGACGUCGCCAAGGAGCUGGACCUUCCUGUGAACGUCCACUCCCGAUCAGCCGCUAGAGUCACCAUCGAGACCAUGAGACAACAGGGUAUCAGUCGCGCUCUGCUGCAUAACUUUGCAGGGAAGCCGUCGGUGGCUCUGGAAGGUGUGAAGGCCGGUUACCUCUUCUCCUUCCCACCUGCUGUCUGCAGAAACCAGCAGAGAGACAAACUGAUCAGAGCGAUCCCACUGGAGCACAUCUGUCUGGAAACCGACUCUCCUGCCCUGGGGCUCGACAAGCACGGGAGGAACGAGCCCUGUAACAUCGUCCUGUGCUGCCGGUACAUCGCCCACGUCAAAGGUCUGUCUGCUCAAACCGUUCAGCUCGUCACAGCACAGAAUGCAUACAGACUGUUCCCCGGGGCUGACACGCAACAACGAACACACACACAAACACACACACACACACACACAGUUCUGAAAUCUACAGUUUGGCCUGAGGAGGGGGAAGAGUUUUAUGAUGAGGAGUUAUGCAAAAGACGCGGCGUGUUUUGACUCUGGAUGAAACAAGGAAACAUUAUCAUCAUGAAGGUUUAAUCUGUGGAGACAGUUUCACAGGGAACAUGUAGAGAUGAUAUUCAAACACAAAGAAAUCUAACCAGUGAAUUGUUUUCCUCAGACUCGUUUCUUCUUCUUGAACAGUUGCUCACUGGAAUUUGAGACAACUGCAUGUUUGGACAGUAUUUGUUGUCCCAGCUCUCUGGGUCCUGCAGCAGUUUUACACCAGGUGUGAUUUAUCUGGAAGAGGCGAAAAGAUGCACAACAAUGAUUCAUAGAGUCGUGAUGAAGCAUCUGGAUCCAUAUAAUGAGAAAGAAUCGAAUAGUUUUCAUAGUUUCAUCAUUCUCUGCUUCAUGUGUUGUUUAAGCUGCGUUCAAGGUCGCACCGAUAUCUGAGGACUGAACUCAGCUCUUAUAAAACAAUGCUUGCUGUUGUGUUGUGUUGUGUUGUUGUUGCACAUACUCUGUUGAUAAUGGUUGUGUUUAAGUUAAAAUAAAAAACGUUCUUGAGCAGACUAAAGUCUCCCUCUUCAAUCUUAAUGUAGCACUUUUUAUAAAGUGUUAUAUAGGUUUAUAAUUAUUCAUAAUAAACAUAUUAUUUAAAUAUA